CUUACUUAUAAGGGUCCAAGAUUCGUCGCGAACGGCCGGAGAUUGGAUCGAUCGGCGGCGACCGUUAUCAAAUCUUUCAUAAUGUUUCGGAGGAACAGGUUUCUGUCUUUGCCAAUGGUGGUCGGAGCAGUUGUGAUUGGUGUGGUUUCAGGGAAAGCGAUUUUCGGGCCUCCUCUUGAUCAGUACUGGAAAGAGAAGCUCGAAGGAGAAGAAGCUGUUGUUGCCAAGGAAGUCAUUGAAAAGAGCUCAGAUUCAUCAUCAACCUAAAGAUGUUUGUACUAUUUAGUAUUUACGAGCAGAGUUAUGUAAAUCACUGUGAUUUGAAUUACGGAUCAUAAAGAAGAGCUUCGACAAAUGUUUGCAAGGAAGCAUUGUUAAUGUUUUGUAGUAGGUGAUACAUACCAAAAAAAAAGCAAAACAGUGUAACAAAUGUAGAAAGUGCCU
Arabidopsis arenosa is the source of this 444-nucleotide messenger RNA. The record is from the annotation of a GenBank genome assembly. Lineage: Eukaryota; Viridiplantae; Streptophyta; Magnoliopsida; Brassicales; Brassicaceae.